Molecule: messenger RNA, 720 nt
Organism: Peronospora farinosa
Lineage: Eukaryota; Oomycota; Peronosporomycetes; Peronosporales; Peronosporaceae
Source: the annotation of a GenBank genome assembly
AUGAACACAGUCUAUUCAUCGAUCCAAGACAUGUCUACCAAUGCAACUGCCGACACGCACGAUAUCAAACCAACACUAAAAGACGACAAAUUGGGACGGUCAACGGAGGUGGAGGUGGACUCUGACACUUCGUCUUCCUACACGGACAGCGAAGGCUCUCCACGUAGAUCCACGAGCCCGAACGGCAUGGGCACCGGCGUGUGGAGCAAGGAGGAGCAUGCAAGGUUUCUGGAGGCAAUCAAGAUUUAUGCUAAUGGGCCAUGGAAAGUCGUCGCCACUUAUGUGGGCACCCGCACCGUCCGACAAACGAUGACACACGCUCAGAAGUAUCGGCAAAAGGCUGCACGGCGCCUUCGUGGUCUGCGCACCAAGCAGGCCCUCAUGCGUAUGAAUUUUGGUCAUCAUGUGAGCGAAGAGUCACUCAUGCAGGAGCGCCUUCGCACUAUGGGCGCUUUUCACAACAACCACCGCGUCACCUAUGAGCAGACCCAAGUCAAUUAUUAUUCACGUCCUGGCACUGCUGCAGUGGAACCGAGAGGUCAAUGCUCCGACACCGGGGCUCUACCGUGGGCCAAGCAUUUUACAAGCGAGUCAGCACAGGAGCCGUCGUGUCUGGACGUGACACUACUCGGGCUAGAGGAUAUUGAUCUUCUAGAAGAUCUGACAGCGAGCCCCACUCUGGAGGAGUGCGCCACAGAGCUGCUCAAAGUACUUUUUUAA